This is a messenger RNA of Drosophila willistoni, 1339 nucleotides long. RefSeq lists its product as uncharacterized. Bases 162 to 1106 code for a protein of 314 amino acids. The record is from RefSeq and is a predicted model, not a curated record. The transcript has a single exon. NCBI's taxonomy places the organism in Eukaryota, Metazoa, Arthropoda, Insecta, Diptera, Drosophilidae.
UCUUAAAAAACUAUAAGACACAAAAAAAAUAAAAAAAUAUUUAGUAGUAUUUUUUAAUUAACAAACAUAACUGCUGUCCCCCUCCCAGCCCCCCGACCCCUACAAGCCCCUGUAUCCCAAGGAAAGAGUAAAAUAAAACCCCCCUAAAAAAAAGAGAAAAAAUGCCCCGACGACGUCGGCCACCCUGCAAGAUGAAUCCAUUGGCUGCCUUGCAACAAAAAAAGAGUCCGGAUAAUAGCAGGCGGGAACGGGAUAGGGAGCGGGAGCGGGAUCAUGAUCGAGAGUAUCCCCAUACCCAAACGCAUCGUCAACACCAUCAUUAUUACCAUCAUCAUCAUCAUCAUCAUCACCAUCCGAAGGCAAACCAUCGACAUUUUACCGAUGAGACAAAUAAUAAUAGUAGAACAAGUGGCGAAGAGGCUUCCACAUCGGCGGCGGCAGCGGCAUCGGCAGCGGCGGCGGCAGCAGCAGCAGCAUCUGGUUCAGUUUUUAAUGAUACUAGUCCCAAAACUAAGGAAUAUAAACUAUUCCCCGAGCUACACAAUCAAACGGCCUCCCUGCCCACAUUUGCUGAUAUCUUUGGCCAACCUUUGCCAAUAUUAUUCAAUUUCCCACACGAAGACAUGCCCACCUGUUCGAUCAAGGCGGGCAUUGAAUGUGCCAUGCUGCACGAUAAUUACGGGAUAGCCGACAUGUUGGAAACCAUUCGCAAUGCUCACACAAAUCCAAAUAUUGCACUGCUAUCAAUUGGCGAAGAUUUGUCUUGCUUUGGUCUAGAUCUUGCUGCACAGGGUGACAUCUAUGUGCAUUUCAAUGGACCCUUUACCCAGGAUCCUCCGCAGAGAAGUUCAAUGGAUUGUGCCCUUGAGCUGGGUAUGCGGGGUAUGCGAGAUGCCAUGAUCAAAUAUCCAUCAAGACCACCAAUUUGGGAGUCAUUUGUCCCAGAGACAAGAAACUUGGGUCUAAUAGGUCUGAAUGUGAUUGCUGGUUGUGGCAAUGGUGCUGGUGGUGCUGGUGGUGGUGUUGGAGGUGGUACUGCUGCUGGUGUUGAUGUUGGUGGUGGGUUAAAGAAGGUCUAUGCACAGCAUGUUAGAAGGAAAAGUUAGAGUUCUCUCUAGUUGGGCACCAAAAGUAACCGAAAGUGGGACUAUAAACAAUGAGUUAGUUUAGUUUACUAACUUAGUCUAAACCAUCUCUAACUAGAUUUUUAUAUGACUAUCAACUAAACAAUUUGUGGCCAUAUAUCAAUCUUAAUACCUGAUACCGCUGUGAGCAAGACAAAAUCUUCGAGUGUGAUACCCAAAAAAUCAAUCAAAAUAUAUGUUUCUAAAUACUACAA